This is a messenger RNA of Brienomyrus brachyistius, 6965 nucleotides long. RefSeq names its product myotubularin-related protein 12-like. Bases 1428 to 3362 code for a protein of 644 amino acids. NCBI's taxonomy places the organism in Eukaryota, Metazoa, Chordata, Actinopteri, Osteoglossiformes, Mormyridae. The transcript is spliced from 13 exons. The record is from RefSeq and is a predicted model, not a curated record.
GGGAGCCUGAGGUGGUCGUUGUGCCUUUAACGUUGACCGAUAGAGUGAGGUUCUUAUGUGCUGUUUCCGGUGGGGCCGUGAAGUCGGACGAUUUACCUCAGUUCUGUCUUUUUAGCUUGUGUUCUGUCUGUAACAAAGCAUUUGUUACAGAAAUAUGCCCGUCGGAGGGUAGAACGCUUCGGAAAAAUUGCAAUAUAAAGUUUUUCUUUUCUGAAGGAGCCAGAGUCCAUCAUCGAAAGGCGUGGUUAGAACACAAAUGGUAAAUUAGUGGCUCAUUUUUUUAUUUAUAAUAGUAUUAGAAGUGCACCAGAUGUGUUGAAGUACCCCUGAACCACCAGUGUGCCUGAUAUGCUGUUCAAUCCAGUAUAAGCAGUCUGAUCUGAUGCGAAAGGCCAGUUUAGUGAUGUUGAUGCCGUCCUCUUUUCUUUACCCAUAGUGUCACCAGGAGCACUUCGGGUAGAAGGUAAAAUCGGACGAUAGCAAGGCUUAUUGUGAUUUGUUGUGAUCGAAUUAAUUCAGCCCGGAUCCCGAGCCGCACCAGCAACUACUCUGCGCAAACUAGUUAUUUCACAAAUUGGUUAUUACUAGUUGGAGACAAGGAACAAACACAAUGGCCGGAAUUGUGGUUUGGACACGGCUAAGUAGACCAGACCAUCAUGUACGUGAAUACCAUUUUAACCCUCAAUCCAAAGUGGUCAAAAUAAACGAGGACUGGUGAUUUAGUUUACUUAGUUGCUAUGAUAAGUUUAAAGUAUGGCUUGUGUAGCUAGUCCUCGUAAUACAUUUAUUAAGUCCUUUAAUUAAAAUGCAGCCGGGUCUGUUUUGGUUUGCAUUCUUGAUGUGUUUCGGUGAUAGGUUAUGCAUUCAGCUGAAGGAUAACUUAUCUGAUCGGCGAUGGGAGACGUUACGGAGACAGAAGAUUGCAGAAGUCUUUUUGAAUCUGUGUGUGUGUGUGUGUGUGUGUGUGUGUGUGUGUGUGUGUGUGUGUGUGUGUGUGUGUGUGUGUGUGUGUGUGUGUGUGUGUGUGUGUGUGUGUGUGUGCGCGCGCCCUGGCUUUGGGAUUCGAUCGCGUGUCUCCAGCGUUACUUUGACAUUCAGACGCAGGUUCCCCCAAGAAAGGUCUUCGUCUUAUUUACAUGAUGGUGGGGUGAAGGUGGGGAACGAAACUGGAGCGAAGGUAAAAUCGGACGAUAGCAAAGCUCAUGAUGAGCUGGAUCACAUGUUCAUUACCCAUCGGGCAAAACCGUAGCUCAUCCUUCGUGUUUUGAAAGCUGCUCGGCUGACCAGCUCAGCGUUUCCUUCAAUGUUCUGCCGUCGGAUGUCCAGAUGACGGGUUUUCAUUGACGUGCCGGUGGCACGUGGAGCAGUGCGGCAUGAUGGGAGCUGACUGUGGGAGGCAGCUAAACAUCUGAGCCCAUCACCUGGAAAUGGUUCACGAUGGCUCUGCCUGGUUAACCCAGCCUGGCUUCGAUGACAAAAAGAAGCUUAUAGUAAGCGGCUUUGUGAAGAACAAGUACCCCUCCAAGAUCAUCGUCUGCUGCAGGGAUCUGAGGCUCUUCCACUUUUCCCUGGCUUACGCCAAAGAGGAGGACGCCAAAAAGAUUUUUCAAGGGAUUGUCUACCAUUGCCUUGAGCCCAAAUCACUGAAAUGUGUGUUUGCCUACUCCUAUGGUGAAAAGACGCUUUUGAACAAGGAGAACCAAACGAAACCAAAGACUGUAAUGUUUGCCACCUUGGAGGACUGGGCCCAGGAGAUGAAACGGACGAAAGGCAAUUGUAAGCUGGUUCCAAAUAAUGCCGAUUUCAGCGUCUCUGCGAAGCUGCCGCAGUAUUUCAUUGUACCCACACAUGUUACCGAGGAGGAUUUAACAAAAUUUGAUGGGAAAGGGAUCCCGAUUUGGUGCUGGUCCCAUCACAGUGGAUGUGCUUUGUUCAAAAUGGCCUCGUUGCCACUCAUGCAAGAAGAUGCCAGCUCUCAGUUGUACAAAAGCCACGUGGAAGGGAUGCUGAACGCCGUGGCGCAGACUCACCUGUACUCUGUGAAGACGGAGGAGCUGUCCGACUCUCUCCCGACCGUCCAGGACAUCCAGCAGUCCUACAGCAAGUUCAAACAGUUCUUCCUGCUUGAUAAUACUAAUGAUUUCUGGAUGACCGACGUGAAGUGGUUCUCCUCGCUGGAGGGCUCUGGCUGGCUGGACAUUAUCAGGCAGUGCCUGGCCAAGGCCGUGGAGGUGGUCGAGUGCCUGGAGAAGGAGAACACCAAUGUCCUGAUAAUGGAGGAAGAGGGUUCGGACCUCUGCUGCGUCAUAUCCAGUCUGGUCCAGCUGAUGUUCGACCCGUACUACAGGACUCUUGGUGGCUUCCAGAGCCUGAUCCAGAAGGAAUGGGUCGUGGGCGGCCACCGCUUUCUGGACCGCUGCAACCAUCUGCGCCAGAAGGACAAGGAGCAGUCCCAGGCCCCCGUCUUCCUGCUCUUUCUGGAGUGCGUGUGGCAGCUUCAGCAGCAGUACCCCCCUGCCUUCCAGUUCUCCGAGACGUACCUGACGGUGCUCUCCGACAGCGUCGACGUCUCCGUCUUCAGCACCUUCCUCUUCAACUCCCCCCACCACAUGGCCACCAUCUCCAAGGCCGCGUUGGAGCCGGGACAGAGGAGCCCAGUGAGCUGGCCGACGGUUUGGGACUGGUCUGUGCAGUUCGACAGCAGAGCCCAGGAUCUCUUCAUUAAUCCGCUGUACGCAGAACGGAGCAGGCAGGACAAGCCUCCAAGGAAAACGCAUCGUCCCAAGCAUCAGCGGCACCAGUCCCUGCCCAGUUCGGCUUUCAAGUUCUCCCCGUCUGCCAAGAAAGGCUUCUUGAAGGACGAGACCGACAGCCUGAAGAAGAUGCUGAGGGUGAAGCGGCUGAGCCGCUGGAUGAACUCGCCGGACUCCGCCCAGGCGUCCACCAGGGAAUUCUUUGUGGCCUGGCAGCGCAGGCCCCUGGACUACCACGGGCUGCUUCUGCCCUGCCUCGAGGGACCCACCCUGCGCCUCUGGAGCCAGAGGUACCUGCGCUGGAUCCCUGAGGCUCAGAUCUUUGGCGGCGGCUCCAUCACCAUCAUGAAGAAGCUCGCCGACCUGUUGGCAGAGGUGCAGGAUCUGCGUGGUAACCUGGACCGGCGGGCGUGCAGGGCAGACUUCAACCACCAGGGGGUGGUGGCGCGCGCUAAGUCUUCCAUCCAGCUCUCCUCCGCGUUUCCCUUCACGAUGCCCCGAGGCAGGUCAUUUAAGCCAGCCAUCCCCACCAGACAGCUGCGCAGCCUGAUUAUGGACGACCUGGCUGACCAAGAUGACGAAGAGCCGGAGAAUCUGGGUGUCGUUUGAGGACAAUGGCAUCAGCCACGGUCGACCGAGAACUGAGGUGGUUGUUGGUUCUGAUGCACUGUGCCUAAUGUUUUUAGCCCAUGAUGGUCAGACGCCUCGUGUCAAACUGCCUGCCUAACCUCUUGGGCCUAUUUUUGCUGGUAAUUAUUUGCCUGGAUGCACAAAAACUUAACAUUCAUGUACUAGUAUGUAGAUCAGGUCAGUAGAACAUGACUAGUCUGAUUCACUUUUUCUUAUUUUUAGAAGGGUCAGUUUUCGUUAUGAUUACUUGAGCUGGAAUAUGGUCUCGGUAGAAAUUACAUGAGCCAGGAGGCGUUGAACACUGGUCUGUGGGAUUUCCAUGCACGGCUUAUCACGAUGUCCACAAACAAACAGAUUCACUGACAGGGCUCCCAUCAGGUCUGCUGUUGACUCCCCAUAUGGCUUCGCUUUGGAAAUAAUAAGUCUUAAGUAAAUAUAGCCAGCAGGCCAUUUCUGAUGAGCAUGGUUUGUCACUGCUUCCUGAUUGCAUACACAGUAGCUGAGCACCAGGAAGUAGGUAAGCAUUAAGCAUUUUUGUUUAAUUACACAAUUUCAUGCUAAAGGAGCAAUAAGCUUGCUGAAAUUUUACCUACACAAAAAUAUUCUGCGAGCAGAAGGGAAAAUUAGUCAAAGAGAGAACCAAUUAGAUUGUAGAGGAGGUGGGUCCAAGCAACUAGAGAAGGCACGACCAAGACAUCUGAUUGGUUGGUCUUGCCUCCCAUAGUUGCUUGGGUUUGCCUCCUCUGCAGUCUGAUUGGUUAACUCUCUGAAUCAGGAAUUUUCUUCCUUCUGCCCUCAGAACAGUUUUGUGUAAAACUCCCAUGAGGGAACCUAAGUGUGAUGCUAGGAAUCCGACUGAGAGACAAAACAUUAAAGUGACUUUAAGCCCUUUUUGGGUGCAUGUUAAAGCCUCUUUACUUAUUUUGGACCAUUUAUGCAAUGUUGGUGCUCAUUUUUGUACUAUAAGGAUCCUUUUUAUUUUGUAAAAAAUUUCGUUUCAGUUUAACUUUGAGGUUAGAUAUUUAAGACACUAUAAUAUCAUUUUUAGAUCAAAAUAUACAUCACAGGCCUAUAAUUUUGACCUGGACUUACCGAUCCACAAAUCAUGCUUCUUCAUAUCAGCUGUUAUUUCCACGGUUGUUAUUUGCUGAUAGUUUGAGCGUCGGUUACGAGUUAGAUUGGUUAGGAAAGAUAAAGGAUUCCGUGAUGUCGAGUAUGAACAAAAUUGUUUUACAGAAACAAACAAUCCCUCUCUACUAAUCAUUUGGAACAUGAGUUACUCUUUAUACUGAACUUUUUUUGAACAUAUGGAAGUAUUUUUUUCUCUCAUUUUUGACAUAUGUGCAUAUAUCCGCGCACAAAUUACUUUUUCUAACUUUUUUUUCUAUUUUGGAAAAUGUUUUGAUAUGUAUAGUCUUUAUAUGACAUAUAUUUAAUAACUGAAUAGCAAUGUAUAUUUUUAAUUGGAUGUAAAUGACAUGAAGAUCCACGUGUGUUGUUGUCUUAACACACAUUUUCUGAUCAUUUAUUGCACAAUAGUAAUUCAGUGGGAUGUUUCCUUUAAAUGCCGUAUGCCUUGUUUACAUCUGGGGUCACCAAGUUACUUUUCAUAAUCUGAUAAUAAUAUCUGAAAAUGUUGCCGUUCUGCCAUCUCAGGCUGCACUGUGAUGGGUUUGUGAUGCAUUAAUGAAACCAAACCGGUGUGGUGUGAGAUGAGAAAUGAGUUUUAGUGGAGGCCUGAAAUUCAUGUGGUUACAUCAAUUUCUCAACCCAGUACCCCACAGAGGGUCCUCGUUUUUGCCCCCCCCCCCCCCCCGCCCCCCCACCCAGUGAUUUGGAAACACUGGGUUAGAUGGGGAGGGCCCCAGUGCGAUGCUACUCCUGAAAAUAAGCUCUUCCUUGAUGUUCUCCAGAAUAUAUCCAGUCGUCUGCAUUGUUUCCCCACUGACACACUGAAACUGCUCUGCAUGUAAUGUACACUGCUGAUGUAAAAUGAAUGUUGUGUGUGUUUUUAUGCUUCUGUUCUUCAGAUGCAUUUGUUAUUCGGGAUCAAUGGGAGCAGAAUGUGAACCACUUAAAUAAUUUAUCGUUGUUUUGUUCAGAACAAGGUCCAGUUAAGGAACUGAAAGAUAAACUGAUAUAAAACUGUAUAUGAAGCUAAAGUUUGUUUGUGUGUGUGUGACUUCAAGCUGUCGGAAUCUUUUUUUUAUGGUUGCGGGGAGUCCCCACAAGCUGUACAGGGUAAAGCAGAAACUGUCAAAACCUUUAUUGUCUGCCAGCCUUUGUUUCUAUUUUAUUUGGGGCAAAUGUCACAUUAUUGUAAAAGUGCAGUAGAAAUCCUCACAAUGUUGGUUGAACAAAAGUUUAUCUCUCUUCCUGAAUGUGAUUUUAAGUAAAAAAAAAAACAAAUUGUACCAGUCAAAAAUUUUGACACACUUACUCAAAGGAAGGUUUAUUUAUACUAUUUUCUAUGUUUUAUAAUAAUAAUAAUAAGGACAACAAAACUAAAAUAAUAUCAUAUAUAUAUAUAUUAUCCAUUGUGGGUAGGAACUCGGAAGGUUGCUGGUUCAAAUCCCACGCUCCAAAUCCUGUGCUUGGCAGAGUGAUUCUACCGUUUUGCUCUUGAGAAAGGCCCUUAAUGGGAAUAGCUCCAGGGACCUACUGCCUCUGCUCUCUCAAUUGUCUGCUACUACAUCUACUAAGUAAGUACAUGCUAAAUCGUGUAUUAAGGUUCCUUGAAGUACCUGCUUUUUGCCAUGAUGACGGCUUUUUUUAUGAGGCUGUGGUGCUUUCCCAGCUGUUCUGAAGGAGCUCCCACAUGUGCUGAGCUCUCAUUGGCUGCUUCUCCGUCAUUCUCUGCUCAAACUCCUCCCAAACCAUGUCUAAUGGGUUUAUUUCGGGUGACCAGGUCAUGUGAUGUGCCACUCCAUCGCUCUCCUUAGUAGGAUGCUUGGGGGUGUGCUUUGGGUUGUUGUCCUGUUGAGUAACAAUGCAGGUAUGAUGGGAGGCGUGUCCAAACUUUUGACUGGUACCGUAUCUUUGGUCGAGCCAUUCGGAAAUGGUAGAUAUCAGCUGCAUUUUCUGGAAUUUCAUCCUAUGUCCUGUUUACAGAAUUCUGAUGUUCAUUAUUCAUAAACCAAUUUUCACCAUAAGUAUAGCCUUUGUACAGAAUUAUAUAUAGGUGUAAAGUUUCAGUUAACUUUUCUAUCCUUACUGACAUUAUAUAUUAAUAAAACAUGUAAAUAAAGGCUAUUUUUGUACCAAGGACAGGCAUUAACACAGGAGCACAUAAUGAUAUCAUGUUCUGUGUUUAAUAUUCUUUUGAUUUGGUUUCUCGUUUGAAACGUCUUUCUUUGAGGGUUUAUUUUUUCAGAUGUAAAGAGUCUCUAUACUGGGUGAUUUAAAGGGGAAUUUCUGCCCAAAAUAUGUUUAUUCUGUGCUUUGCAGUUUUUUAUUACCGUUUUUUUUCUUUGUUAAAACAGAAUGUUGGCUGUUUUUUUUUAUUAUUAUUUUAACGAUUCCUUCUGAAAUUAAUAAGGGACCAUCUUGCCUCGAUGUUGAUUAAAUGUCCAUUGAAAAGAA